This is a messenger RNA of Saccharomyces cerevisiae S288C, 1089 nucleotides long. RefSeq names its product Erd1p (gene ERD1). The record is from RefSeq and is marked reviewed. Lineage: Eukaryota; Fungi; Ascomycota; Saccharomycetes; Saccharomycetales; Saccharomycetaceae. Gene Ontology annotation, cellular component: membrane; endoplasmic reticulum membrane. The transcript has a single exon. The coding region runs from base 1 to 1089 and encodes 362 amino acids.
AUGGAGAAAAGCGAAAGUAAUUCUGAAGGACUUUAUCUCCAAAAUAUAUUAAAUGUUCCCCCUCCGCAGCGAUUUAUUGUGCUCAUAAUACUUGCCCUUUGGAUCUGGACAUGGAUAUUAAAAUUCUUCUUGCAUAGUAAUUUAGACGUAUCCCAAGUCAUACUCACGAGAGUACCGCACGAUAUACGUCCAGGUUAUACUCUACAGCAAUUGCAUAGAACAGCUAGAAAUUUUGCUUUGAAGAUAACAAGGAUUAUUAUACCGUUCCACUUUGCCACUGUGUUCCUUUUUGAGUUCAUGAAUAUUAUAGAAGGUCCACUCAAAAAUAUCAUUCUCAUCGUAUAUUUUCUACCAUUGAUCCAAUGUGUCACUAUAUUUUGGUUUCUGUUGAAAGAGUGCCAGAUAAUAAAAUAUUGUACUAGGAGAUGUUUGUUGAUAGAAUCCUCCCCCCGUUCCUUAAGGAAUACCUACAUUUUAAUCUCUGACACGUUGACAUCGUUUGCAAAACCAUUGAUAGACUUCACAUUGUUUACCUCUCUAAUUUUUAGAGAACCCUUCACACAUUUUGAUCUAUCCGUAGCCCUUCUUCCUGUACUGGUAAGACUACUGCAGUGUUUGAGAGAAUACCGUUUACUGCACGAAGCAACUUUACUAUUCAAUGCAUUGAAAUACAGUUGUAAUCUUCCCAUUCUUUUUUGCACCUGGAGAUCAAGAGUGUAUGAGGGAUCCAUCAACGAAGAAAGACUACACCACGUUCAAAGAUGGUUUAUGCUAAUUAAUUCUUCCUAUACGUUAUUUUGGGAUGUAAGGAUGGAUUGGUCAUUGGACUCGUUAACCUCUUUAAGAUCCAGAUCCAAAAGUGCCGUCACAUUAAAGAAAAAAAUGUAUCAUUCGGCGAUUCUCGUUGACUUUUUGCUGAGGUUCUGGUGGCUAUGGGUAUAUUUAUCGCAGAAUCUGAAAUUAGUUGCCGCAGAUAGCGACUACAUUUUUUUCCAAGGCGAAAUGCAGUAUUUCGAAGUAAUUAGAAGAGGCAUAUGGGUCGUUUUCAAAUUGGACGCAGAGUAUUAUAUUAAGUUUGCAAGCAAAUAA